Serpula lacrymans var. lacrymans S7.9 is the source of this 1524-nucleotide messenger RNA. RefSeq lists its product as uncharacterized. The record is from RefSeq and is a predicted model, not a curated record. Gene Ontology annotation, cellular component: cytoplasm. Gene Ontology annotation, molecular function: sphingomyelin phosphodiesterase activity. The transcript has 5 exons. The coding region runs from base 134 to 1459 and encodes 441 amino acids. NCBI's taxonomy places the organism in Eukaryota, Fungi, Basidiomycota, Agaricomycetes, Boletales, Serpulaceae.
CAGCUUAAAGUUGGUCCAUGUGUGUGGCGGGCUGCCUAACGGAAAUUUCCUGCUUUCGGCGCUACGCAUAGGUCUGGGAGAAUACGACAAGCAACCUGAGUGACUGUUUCACCCAAGUUGUCCUUUUACCACCAUGAGCGACACGGAAAUAAAGGUGGCCAGCUUGAAUUGUUGGGGGCUCAAAUACGUUUCCAAGGAUCGUCACGAACGCAUUGCCGCCAUAGCGAGUGUACUGGCGAAAUCGGAUUACAACGUAGUAGCCCUUCAAGAAAUCUGGGUCGAGGCAGACUACGAGCACGUCCGACAAAGCGUUUCGAGUCGAUUGCCACAUGCGAAACUUUUCCAUAGCGGGGCACUUGGGGCAGGACUUGCUAUCUUUACCUCAUGGCCCAUCAUAGCCACCAGUAUUAACCCUUACUCCCUCAACGGUGAACCCACCGAUGCACUCGGCGGGGAUUGGUUUGUGGGUAAAGCCGCUGGUAGCGUUACAAUAUCACACCCAGUUCUAGGUCAGGUGCAAAUAUUCAAUACACAUCUUUAUGCCAGAGGAGGUGAGGAUGGACCCGAGUACAAUAGAACGCACAGACUAGUAAAUGCAUGGGAAUUUGCUAAACUAACCAGGCAAGCGGCAGAGCUCGGACGAUAUGUUAUUGCGGCUGGGGAUUUCAAUAGCAUCCCAACAAGUGUUCCCAUGACUGUAAUUCGUGAUUACACUGGUCUCCAAGAUGCUUGGGCCACUACGCACCCUGAUAUCCUACCACCCACUCGUCACAUUACUCCUCUCGAAGGCGUCGAAUACUACGGGGUUACAGCUGAUUCACCUCUUAACUCAUACCGCGACAACAAACUGUCUUCCAAUCGUCUAGUACGUCAAUACCAAGGGAAACGUCUGGAUUAUAUCCUUUUCCGACAUCCCGUUCAUAAAUCGGCCCGUAUACCUCAGUUAACGUGUAGAGACACCAAAGUUGUCUUCUCUGACUUUAUCCCUGGAAACACUCAUUCCUUCUCCGACCAUUUUGGCGUUGAAGCUAUCUUAGACAUUCAUACCCUCGCUGGAAACGAUGAAAACACCGCCCCAGAUGUCGCUAAAUACCCUGCAGAGGAUAUAACAGCUCCCUCCGAACUCACAUUAGCUACUAUUGAUACUAUGCUCUCAGCUCUGGCAACCAGUUACCGUCUAUCACGCUAUCGCUCUCACAAAGAACUUAGGAUAUUCGCAUUGUGUAUCUUGCUACUUUUCGCCCUGAUCACCGGAUCUGCAUGGAUCCCCGUUCCAUGGGCCAAUCCCAUCUUCGUAUUUUUCACCAUUUUCAUUGCCUGGUUGGCAACCACAAUGCUCUACGAGGGAUUUCUUUACGGGAACUGGGAACUCAAGGCUCUGCUCAAUGUCAUGGAAGAAUUGGAUUUAUACAGAAGGAAUAUAAAGGUCCACGCAGACCUUCCGUUGGGAACUCAGUAAAUAGUAUAUACUGGUUUGUAUAUUAUUUGAUCAUGUAUGAAAAUGAUAUCCAAGUCUGCAUCCUC